Molecule: messenger RNA, 2118 nt
Organism: Penicillium soppii
Lineage: Eukaryota; Fungi; Ascomycota; Eurotiomycetes; Eurotiales; Aspergillaceae
Product: Transketolase
Exons: 6
Coding region: 1-2118 (705 amino acids)
Biological process (GO): pentose-phosphate shunt
Cellular component (GO): cytosol
Molecular function (GO): transketolase activity
Source: RefSeq, a predicted model, not a curated record
AUGGCGCCUCAUUUGGAUGAUAGCGAGCGAGGCUCAAAAUGUGAUGAGAUACUGCGGAAGCCAACAUCGAAGCCAGAAACAGAUGACGACUAUGCCGUCCUCGCAAUUCGAAACCUCGUCUUUGACAUGACGAUGCAAAAUGGCGGGGGCCACGGUGGCUCAGCGGUGGGAAUGGCAGCUAUUGGUGUAGCCUUGUGGAAAUAUGCUAUGCGAUACAAUCCCAAUGACCCGAACUGGUUCGACCGGGAUCGGUUUGUCUUGUCUAAUGGACAUGCCAGCAUGUUCUUAUACGCGAUGAACUACCUUGUGGGAUACGAUGCCUGGACGAUGGACGAGCUGAAGGGAUAUGGAUCUGCGAAGCUGAAUGGAUUUACCACAUUGUCUCAUGCCCACCCCGAGAUCGAAUGCCCGGCGGUAGAAGUCACGACCGGCCCAUUGGGACAGGGGAUAGCGACUGCUGUGGGGCUUGCGAUUGCUUCUAAAAACUUGGCUGCCAAUUUCAACAAGCCUGAUAUCGAGAUUCUCCAAUCCCAGAUAUACUGUAUGACGGGAGAUGGAUGUCUCAUGGAAGGAGUUGCCCUGGAAGCGAUCUCACUAGCAGGAAACCUACAACUAGAUAACUUGGUCCUCCUCUACGACAACAACCAGGUGACGUGCGACGGACCCCUGGAUUGGAUCAACACGGAGGAUACCAAUGCGAAAAUGCGUGCCUCUGGCUGGGAAGUGAUUGAUGUCUACGAUGGAACAUAUGAUGUCAAAGCCAUUGUGGCUGCCUUACACUUGGCUCGUGUCUGCCGUGGAAAACCAGUGUUUAUCAACAUUCGCACUGUGAUCGGGACAGACAGUGCAUUUGCGGGAACUGCUAAGGCCCAUCACGGUCCCUUCGAUUGCGAAAGUAUCGCCAGAUCGAAGGUUCUCGCCGGAACUGAUCCCGAAUCCACCCAUGUCGUUCCUCCUGACAUGUUGGAAUUUUUCCGGGAACGUAAGACGUACGGGAGCCGUCAGCAGCAGGAAUGGAACGAUCGCCUAACCAGGUACAAGUCAAAAUACCCCCUGGAUGGGGAGCGUUUGGCGGCCCGCAUAGGAGGGUCAUUUGGGGAUUGGGUUGCUAUAUUGGAUGGUUUGGACAGCUCCAGGUUUCAAGGCCUGGCAACCAGAGAGUCGAAUGGAGAGAUCUUGGAACUGUUGUGGCAGGCGAAUCCCGCUCUAUGCGGUGGCGGUGCGGAUCUCGCGAAUUCAAACAAAUUCAAAUACUCAGCAGCGGAUGUCUUCCAUCCUGCAACAAGCUUUACUGGUAGAUAUAUUCGACAUGGCAUUCGAGAACACGCGAUGGCCGCCGUUGCGAAUGGGUUAGCUGCGUUUCACCCCGGCACCUUCCUUCCUGUCACUUCAACGUUCUUCAUGUUUUAUCUCUACGCUGCCCCCGCCUUGCGAAUGGGCGCAUUGAGUAACCUGCAAGUGAUCCAUAUUGGAACACACGACUCUUUCCAAGAAGGACAAAAUGGACCAACCCACCAGCCAGUGGAACUCGAUUCACUCUUUAGAGCGAUGCCAAAUCUGACAUACAUCCGACCCUGUGAUGCGGAGGAGCUCAUCGGCGCUUAUCAAUUUGCCCUUGGGGAGAGACAUUCGCCGUCGUUCAUUUCGAUUGCCCGCGAUGCUGUCGGUCAUGUGCCAUCUACUAGCCGUGAAUAUACAGCAAAAGGUGCAUACGUGAUCUGCGAACGGGUCGGAGCUAAUGUGACCCUCGUCAGUUGCGGCUCCGAACUUCACUACAUGGUUGCCGCUGCCGAGAUUCUCAAACAGCGAGGUAUCACUUCUCGGAUAGUCUCAGCGCCCUCUUUGGACAUAUUCAGUAAGCAAUCCAGGGAGUACCAAGACUCCGUCUUCCCCAUCAACCGCUCUCCUAUCGUGAGUGCAGAGGAAUAUGUUCCUCUUGCUUGGCCCCGAUAUGUCACCGCCAGCAUUGGAAUGAAAGGCUUUGGAUACUCUGCAUCGAGAGAAAGCAACUAUGACCGAUUUGGUCUUGAUGCGAUAUCUAUUGCUGACAAGGUGGCACUCUACUUGAAGGAACUGAAUGGCAGGGAUGCUAGGCAACAGGCGUGGGCACUCUUGUAA